UUUGUUCUCGGCCCCCCAGUGUUCGGAGAGAUGUUGUAGAGGGAAUGUGUAAGAUUGUGCUAAAAUGAAUUUAUUUUGAGGCUAGAGCAGAGCCAUGGAGGUCAUGCCUGAAGCAGAGGAGGAGAGUGUUAAAUACAAGCCCGGCGGGCGUUUGGACAUGAGCCACGGGUUCCUGCGGCACAUCAGGAGGAAUCAGAUCGCCAGGGAUGAUUAUGACAGAGAAGUAAAGCAGGCUAAGGAGAAACAGAGGCGCAGACACACCACCACCCCUCGGCGUCCACGGAAACCCGACCGUCAGGUGUAUCACCCACGCCUCCGCAAUGGAUCUGAACCUGGUGCGAAUGCGGAGGCAGAGGACUGGAAUGAGAGCAGCUCUGGCACAGAGCAGGAGAACACUGCCACAGAGCUGUUCUGGCUCGAUUAUCAAGCUGACAACGGCCAAAUAACAUCUCUCAUUGUUCACAAGGAGGACAAGCCAGAAGUCAUUGUGCAACGCGUGGCGGAAAAGAACGCUCUGGACUCGGCCAUGAGGGCGGCGCUGUUGGCACGUGUGGGACAGGAAAUGGACAAGCGCUGUGACAAAUGCUGAGAGAAAGAGAGAGGCGCUUAAAUAAAAGUGGAGAACAAGGCACUGAGACACCGCUGAGCCAGAAUUAAACCUGAACUGCAUUUCUGUACGAUGGCACCAAGCAUGCAGCAUUCAUAGAUGUCUUGGAGAAGCCAUGCAUCCUAAUUAUGUGAAGGUGUAGCCUUCUUGAAAGAGAGUGGACUCGAAACUCAAGAGAAAUGACACUGUCAAGCAUGAAACUGAUCUUGUUUGAUCUAAAAUAGGAUGUAUUACAGAAAACAGGACCUGUAUUGUUCUUUCAACUGGAAACUGAAAUCCUUGUCACUCCUCACUUCACACUUGGGAAAGACGCUGGACAAAUGUUGAGAGCUCUAAGGCUUUUUACACCUGAGGUGACUUGCUGGCUCUCGUUUGUGAUGGGAAUUUUAUAACCGCAAGGUCUACAUUGCUUCACUAGGUCCCAUAAGUCUGUGUCUUGUAGACUUCCAGAAAAGAGUGUUUUUAUAUACGGUUUAGGCUGAAUCCCUACAGAAAUCAGGACAAAAAUGAAACCAAACUUCGAAUGCUUCCAGUCUGUUUAGUCUAAGCGAAGGUUUGAAGGAGUCAACCUAUUGCUGUCGUGUAGUUGCUAGUGGAAAUAGCUGAGGAAGUUCAAACAAAGUUUAAAGAAUGCUAAUAAGGUCCUCGUUGCUCUGAUAUUUAUAUCCAUGCAUUUGGAUAUCUGCCUUUUCCUUUUAUGUUCAUAAAUAUUCAUGUUGAUAUACUGAUAUAAAUAUCACAUUUUCGUCUGUUGGUGCUCAUGAUGUUGUAGAAACAAAAAAGGACCAAUGUGUCUCUUUUUUUCACCUCUUCAUUGUACAGGUAGAUUUUUAUUUUUGUAAUCGUGUUCCAACUGUGUACUCUUGUGUUCCUUGUUUAGAUUGCAGGAUGAAUUGUUCAUUCUGCCAUACAGACAGAUGAUGGCAGUGUGCACUAUGUUGACAUCGUGUGCAAAAAUAGAUUUUUCUUUCACUGA
Messenger RNA from Sinocyclocheilus rhinocerous, 1583 nucleotides. RefSeq names its product UPF0561 protein C2orf68 homolog. The transcript is spliced from 4 exons. The record is from RefSeq and is a predicted model, not a curated record. The coding region runs from base 95 to 589 and encodes 164 amino acids. Lineage: Eukaryota; Metazoa; Chordata; Actinopteri; Cypriniformes; Cyprinidae.